CACCCAGUAUAGUACAUACUACUUAAUCUCUCUACAAUGGCUCGCUUCCUACAAAUCCUGCUUGUUGCCUCCUUGGCUUUCGCACUCUGCGCCGCUGAAGCGCCACGUUUCCGUGGUCGUAACGGACGCCUACAACUCUCCAAGCAACGUAGCCGUUUCUUGGCACGUCAAGAAGCCGCUGAGGAAGCUGGUGUAACCCCAUACCCCUCCGCCAAGGAAUUGAUUCCAGAGAUUCCAUUCGAUGAAGCCGCCGCCGCCGCCGCUGCACCUGAAGUACCCGUUGAAGCACCAGCUGUACAGGAAGGUGACGUAAAUGUCUCUGUGAAUGAUGAUCUCCCAGCCGAGCAGGCACCAGCUGAAGAAGAAGCUGAUGAACCCGCGCUCGCCGAUGAUGCUGAGGGUGAACACGAACCAGACCUCAUCUAUGGGCCACCUGAGGCUGAGGAUGUGCCAACUGAGGAACAAGCAGCCGCUGAGGAGGCCAUCGAAUCUGCACGUUUGACUUCAGGUCGUCCCAUCAACGCACGCAACUCCGCUCGUCCAGCUAAGUUGCGUGCUGCAGUUCGUGCUCCUGCUAACUCCGUGAAAUCGGCCAAAAUUGUUAAAGCGACCAAAACUCGCUCAGCUCGUCUGCAACAAUUGCCACAACAACAACAGUUGUUUGUGCCUCAAAAGUUUGCAGCUCAACAACAGCAACAAUCUUAGUAGAUUCAAAAAACGGUUAUACUAGUUACGGUAGUAUAGAAAAUUGUUAACAAUUAAAAUUAAUAUAUAAACGUGUGUUGUUAAAGAAUUUUUUAGACUGAUA
Messenger RNA from Bactrocera latifrons, 808 nucleotides. Its product is annotated as fibrous sheath CABYR-binding protein-like. NCBI's taxonomy places the organism in Eukaryota, Metazoa, Arthropoda, Insecta, Diptera, Tephritidae. The record is from RefSeq and is a predicted model, not a curated record. The transcript has 2 exons. The coding region runs from base 37 to 705 and encodes 222 amino acids.